Moneuplotes crassus is the source of this 706-nucleotide messenger RNA. NCBI's taxonomy places the organism in Eukaryota, Ciliophora, Spirotrichea, Euplotida, Euplotidae. The record is from the annotation of a GenBank genome assembly.
GGAUGUGAAUUUGGUGGGUUUGGGUGAGAGAUUGGGAUUUUGGAUUUUGGACAAGUAGGAGAAGAGGGGAAAUAAAACGGAUUUGGGUGAAAUUGGGUAUUAAGUUGUUUAUUUUGGAGAUAUUUUGGGGGUGUGUGAAAUGGAGACAUUUUGUUACUUGUUUUGAAGAUAUGAGAGGGGUCUAUGAGAAAGUUAUUAUGGUUAUUACUUAGCUUAGGCAUCGGCUAGAAGUGGCUCUAAAUUAGCAAGGACUUAUCAAAGGGGGUUUAUUGAUUUGUCAAUAUUUUAGUUUUUGAAACUAGUUCUAGGAAAUGUGAGUGAAUGGAGUAGAAUAUAGGAAAUAUGAAAUUUUGGUUAAAUUUGGGUAUACUGAUUGAGGUAGGGAAAAAUAAGUCUUUUGUCUACCUUUAGAGAGAACAUUGAAUAAUAUAGUCAGGCUUGGUUUAGCCUGAUUCGAUGGAUCAUCUAUCUCGUUAGUAUGGCAAAACGAAACAUUUUUUUUUGGUCUAGAAGGUUGGAAUAGCUUCAAUUGAAUCUCAACGUUUACUACACUUGAAAAUUUUGGAUCUCUGGAUUAUGCUUGACACUGUAACGUAUUAUCAUGUUUGUGGUGGGAUUAUUUCAUAACAUAUUGGUAGGCAUAUCCCCACUGAAGCAAAACAGCCUCUUGAGACCAUACUUGUACUUCCAAGGGCAAGAUAAGCUG